Cyprinus carpio (common carp) is the source of this 333-nucleotide messenger RNA. Its product is annotated as deoxynucleoside triphosphate triphosphohydrolase SAMHD1-like. The transcript is spliced from 4 exons. Gene Ontology annotation, molecular function: dGTPase activity. Gene Ontology annotation, cellular component: nucleus. NCBI's taxonomy places the organism in Eukaryota, Metazoa, Chordata, Actinopteri, Cypriniformes, Cyprinidae. Bases 1 to 333 code for a protein of 110 amino acids. Gene Ontology annotation, biological process: regulation of innate immune response; dGTP catabolic process; defense response to virus. The record is from RefSeq and is a predicted model, not a curated record.
AUGGCGGGAAAUAAUAUCACAGACAAUAAAUAUGUGAAUGCUGAGGAAUUUGACAUUUAUGUUCUUGACAUGGGUUUUGGUGAAGUGGGUAAAGAGCCCAUUGAUAAUGUUCAUUUCUACAGUAAGAAUGAGCCAAACAAAGCCUUCAAGCUGGAGAAGUACCAGGUCUCCAGUCUCAAACCAAAAAGGUUUCAUGAAUAUCUCGUGAGGGUGUACUACAAGAAAACUGAUGGCAGUUAUCAGAAGAUUCAGCAGAAAGCAGAGAAGAGAUUCCAUGAGUGGUGCGAGAACAGUGAGUUCAUUGAUUCAGUGGUGCCACUGCGGCCCCAUUAG